UGUUUUAUGGGGUUGCAGACGAUUCGUCCAUUGAAGAACUCGAGACAAUUCGUCUAGUAUAAAAACUAAUUAUGCAUUUUUAAAAUAUUGAAAUACAAUUCUGUUUCAUUCUUUAUUUAAAUUUAUAUGAUAAAAACGAUGAUUAAUAUUGAAACUGAAAUUAUUAUUAAUUUUAUGCGGUAUUAACAAAAUGUCUGCCUCCAUGAAAAGACGUCAGCAUUCAAAAUCCAAGAAAGAUGAAGAAAAUAAGAUUGAAAGCCCUGGUGUGCAGGAGUUCAGUGAGCCAUACACCAUUCCCAACUACACAGCGUUCAAGAUUCUCAUGUCGGCCAGGUUGUGUGCGGCGUGGUGGAACAUCAUAACAGACUGCGAUGAAGUCUACAACUACUGGGAACCCAUGCAUUUCAUGCUGUUUGGAAAUGGUUUUCAAACAUGGGAAUACUCUCCCAUGUACGCGAUCCGGUCGUACUUCUAUCUGUGGAUCCAUUCCUUGCCAAUUAACUUGUAUAAAACUCUUCUUAACGACAACCAGAUUAUUUUAUUCUACUUAAUGCGAUGCAUCCUGGGAUUUGCGUCAGCCGUAUGUGAAGCAUAUUUCUACAAAGGAAUCUGCCGACAGUUUGGAAACAAUGUUGGACGUCUAACCAUCUGCUUCCUGCUGUUCAGCACGGGAAUGUUCAUCUCCUGUACCGCCUUCCUGCCCAGCAGUUUCUCCAUGUACAUGACCAUGCUGGCAAUGGGAGCCUGGUAUCUUGGUCAAAACCAUUAUGCUAUUGUUGCGAUUGCCGCAAGUACGAUUAUUGGUUGGCCCUUUGCAGCAGCUCUAGGAAUUCCUAUCGCCUUUGACAUUGUUGUAAGACAGCGACAGUUCAAGUUUUUCCUCAUGUGGUGUGCAAUUGGAUUGGCAGCAUUUCUGAUUCCAUCAGUGAAGAAAGAUUCUGAUCUGUAUGGUGGCCUGGUAAUAGCACCCCUCAAUAUCAUUUUAUAUAAUGUAUUCAGUGAACACGGCCCAGAUCUGUAUGGAACUGAGCCGGUAUCAUUCUACCUGGUGAAUGGUUUUGUUUGUUUUACAGGAACUGAGCCGGUAUCAUUCUACCUGGUGAAUGGUUUUAUUUGUUUUACAGGAACUGAGCCGGUAUCAUUCUACCUGGUGAAUGGUUUUGUUUGUUUUACAGGAACUGAGCCGGUAUCAUUCUACCUGGUGAAUGGUUUUGUUUGUUUUACAGGAACUGAGCCAGUAUCAUUCUACCUGGUGAAUGGUUUUGUUUGUUUUACAGGAACUGAGCCGGUAUCAUUCUACCUGGUGAAUGGUUUUGUUUGUUUUACAGGAACUGAGCCAGUAUCAUUCUACCUGGUGAAUGGUUUUGUUUGUUUUACAGGAACUGAGCCGGUAUCAUUCUACCUGGUGAAUGGUUUUCUCAACUUCAACUUCAUUUUUGUGGCAGCUUUGGUGUCACUGCCAUUCGCGCUCUUUGUGGCAUGGUAUCUUGGUUUGUCCCAGUUAAACAUCCCACUGUGGCUGGCCGUGUCUCCAAUGUACAUCUGGAUUCUCAUUUUCUUCUCCAGACCUCACAAGGAAGAAAGAUUUCUGUUUCCGAUCUAUCCUUGUUUCGCAAUGUGCGGGGCUGUUUGUUUCGACUAUUUUCAGAAACUAAUUGGUUCGUUAAUGCCGAAGAAACCACGGUUACAUUACACCGUGCAUACAAACUGGAUGGCUGUUCUGUCGUCCAUAGUAUUCGCUCUUCUCUCUCUCUCCAGAAUCGUUGCCAUCUAUCAAGGAUAUCAUGCUUCAAUGGAUAUAUAUGUGGAGAUGAACAAGAUAUCGAGUGAUUCAAAGAUUCACACUCUCUCGCCCGACAAGCAAGUGAACGUGUGUGUUGGCAAGGAGUGGUAUAGAUAUCCAAGCAGUUUCUUCAUGCCAUCGGAGAACUGGCAUCUGCAGUUUGUCCAGUCAGAGUUCAAAGGUUUGCUUCCUAAGCCAUAUGAGAUGGGUCCCCGCGCCACUCAGAUAUUCCCCUCACACAUGAACGAUAUGAAUCGGGAGGAACCAUCUCGAUAUAUAAACAUCACCAAGUGUCACUAUUUGAUAGACUUGGAUCUGGAGACCGAGACGAAACUUGAACCGCGAUACUCUCACUCGGAAAGCUGGAAAGUGUUGGCCUCCGUCAAAUUUCUAGAUGCACGCAGAUCUCAUCGUUUUUUUCGGGCGUUCUACGUCCCGUUUCUGUCAUCUAAAUACUGCACGUACGUCGACUAUAACCUCCUGAAGACGACACGAACAAGGAAAUACAAGACAAGAUCAAGAUGAUGCAGUUUUCAUUCCUAGUUUUAUUUAUUGUUUUACAUCAUGCAAUUCCACAUAACCAUGACAGGGCUCGUGGACAAUCAAUCUCACGACAGUGGUUCAAACCCCAUCAAAGCUGGUUCAUACUUUCAUUCAUCUUUCUUAUCUAUCACCCUCUACCUACCAUUCUCAUUAUUUUAAUAUAAAAAACUUUCCAAGUUCUCCCACAAUUUCAAUCUGUUUCGACCCUUUCUGUCAGUUUCCUCCAACUCUGUCUUCUGAGCUGUCCACACCAUCGCCCACCUGUCUCAACUUCCUCCACGGGUGCAGUCUCUGUGUGUACUUCCCUGCACCCACCUGGCAUCCUCGUCCUCUGCCACUAAUAAAGCUGGUCUGACAUACAGCGCUAACUAACAACUACGGGUAGAUGUGGAGCAUAGUAGGUAGUUUACAGGUGCCUCUUAACAAUGCCAGAAGUAACUACUGAACACUCCCCAAGUGGUCAGACUAAGCCCACAGCUAAAAGCUGAUGGGGAAUGACAGGUGUGUGCCAUGGAUAGCCACAAGAGACAAACAC
Molecule: messenger RNA, 2861 nt
Organism: Gigantopelta aegis
Lineage: Eukaryota; Metazoa; Mollusca; Gastropoda; Neomphalida; Peltospiridae
Product: alpha-1,2-mannosyltransferase ALG9-like
Exons: 17
Coding region: 191-2308 (705 amino acids)
Biological process (GO): protein N-linked glycosylation
Cellular component (GO): endoplasmic reticulum membrane
Molecular function (GO): alpha-1,2-mannosyltransferase activity
Source: RefSeq, a predicted model, not a curated record